Messenger RNA from Lonchura striata (white-rumped munia), 1317 nucleotides. It is a transcript of the gene GADD45B, whose product is annotated as growth arrest and DNA damage inducible beta. Gene Ontology annotation, biological process: regulation of cell cycle. Gene Ontology annotation, cellular component: nucleus; cytoplasm. The record is from RefSeq and is a predicted model, not a curated record. NCBI's taxonomy places the organism in Eukaryota, Metazoa, Chordata, Aves, Passeriformes, Estrildidae.
AGCGAUCGUGCUGGAGCGGCGGCGGGAGCGGAGCGGGACCGGGGAUCGCGAUAGCGCCGCGAUAUCUCCGCGAUAUCCCCGCGAUAGCCGCGCUCGGGAUUAUUGCUCUUGGAGUUUGCUUUCUUCUUCUGCGGAUUACAAUUGCACCAUGACCCUGGAGGAGCUGGUGCCUUGCGACAGCAGCAAGAUGCAGGCGGUGAGCGAGGCGGUGGAGCGGGUGCUGGUGGCGGCGCAGCGUCAGGACCGCCUCACCGUGGGGGUCUACGAGUCGGCCAAGCUGAUGAAUGUGGACCCCGACAGCGUGGUGCUGUGCGUGCUGGCCACCGACGAGGAGGACGAAGGCGACAUCGCCCUGCAGAUCCACUUCACGCUGAUCCAGGCGUUCUGCUGCGACAACGACAUCCACAUCCUGCGCGUGUCGGGCAUGCAGCGCCUCGCUGCCAUCCUGGGCGAGCCCGAGCCCGGCUCCGAGCCCCGCGACCUGCACUGCCUCCUGGUCACGAACCCGCACACGGACGCCUGGAAGAGUCAGGGGCUGGCGGAGGUGGCGAGUUACUGCGCCGAGAGUCGCGACAGGAACCAGUGGGUGCCUUACGUGUGUCUGCAGGAGCGCUGAGCCCUUCCCGGGCUGGACUUGGAGGAUUAAAAACAUUAAAAAAAAAAUAAAAACCCAACACAAAACAACAGGGGAAAAAAAAAAAGGGAAGAAGAAACAGCCAGUUCCAAGCCACAAUCCCCAAAACCCACCGAUUUUAUUUUUCUUUUGGACCGGAGAGGAGGAGGAAAGGGGAGCGCGGCCGCUGCGGUGGGAAUGGAGGAAACCGUGCCGAGCCCGGAGGGGGACGCUGGCCGGAGCCCGGGUGGACACUGGCCGGAGCUCCGGUGGACACUGGACACGGGCACUGGCCGGAGCCCGGGUGGACACUGGACACUGGCCGGAGCUCCGGUGGACACUGGACACGGGCACUGGCCGGAGCUGCCGGCCGAGGAGCCGUGCUGGACCGGGAACCGGAGCCGAGUGAGCCCCGGGCGGGCGCUGCGGAGCGCGGGGGGGUGACCCCGGAGUUGGACAUCGUCGCGAUUUUUGGGCAGCUGGGACCCGAUGGAGGCGAGGAGUGCAGAAAUCUGGAUUUUUAAAAAUUUUUCUUUUGGUGCAAAAACUGCUUUUUUCAAGGAAUUAUGGACGUCCGCACAGAUGGACCUGCACCUCCCGAGUGCUGCUUUUGCACUUGGAGACCCUGAGCUGAACUUUUUCCAGAGUUUAUUCUUCUACUGAGCGAGGAACUAAAUUUAUUUGCAAUAAAAUGUCUGACGUUA